This is a messenger RNA of Raphanus sativus (radish), 958 nucleotides long. Its product is annotated as protein SINE3-like. The record is from RefSeq and is a predicted model, not a curated record. The coding region runs from base 189 to 770 and encodes 193 amino acids. Lineage: Eukaryota; Viridiplantae; Streptophyta; Magnoliopsida; Brassicales; Brassicaceae. The transcript has 5 exons.
CUCUCUCUGAGUUUCGGUGAAUCAAGACUCCGGCUAUAGAGGUUCGAUAGUGUUCCGAGCUUCAGUGUUAGAAACCCUAAAGGCUAAACGAUAACAAGACCGAACCGUACUUCAAUUCAACUACUAAACCGUCGGUUUAAAGUUGCGAAAAUUAAACUCCAAAUUUGAAAACCGCUCUGGAGAGAGAGAUGAAGGAAAUUCAAAUUCCCAGGAAAAACUCUGCGCGCUCAUCUGAUCCUGCAACGAAGAGACUCAUCAAGGAUCCUGAGAUGAAGAAUCGCAAGGUUACGGAGAAGAGACAGAGCGCGACCUUCUCCGACGUAUCAGUGGAAAGCACGAAGGAUCCGCCGGUGGAAUUCACUCCGAUCUCUCAGAUUUCCGGCGCGAUCUCCGAUUCCGAAGCCGAGAGUUUUGUGCAAGGAUCGAGCGUAGACCUGUUAUUAUCAACGCCAGAGAUUUCUCUUCCGGCUGAUGAGUCUCCAGUUUCGACGGUUACUGAUAAGGAUUUUCACAUCGACGCUGAUCGGAUUCAGUCGAUCGUCGACUUGCCUGCUUCUGUGGAGUCCUUGCGCGCGGAGAUCAGUGACCUGAAGAAGUUCAUCUGUUCAGUUGAGAAAUCUGAAGAGAGCAAAUGGAUCGAUGGAGUUCUUACUCGCAAAUCCCACCGCAUUGUGCUGUUGAUUUGUAUCCUUUGGGCUGUCUUAGCUGCGAUUGUGGUCUCCGUCAGGUCAGGGGAGAAGAUUGCUUACUAUGGACCACUUCCAACUUGAAGGAUUCAAUUCAAACCACUUCACAUGGAUGUAAGGACUUGGCUACUAUCACACUGAGAAACAAGGGACCAAAAACUCAACUACUUAUCUAGAAGUUAAGCAUAGUAUUUUCGUAAAUUUCUCUAAUGAAUUGUUUAGUUGAUAUUAAAAUUACCAAAAACAUAUAAUUACUGAUUUACUAUCGGAAA